AUUAGGUUAUAAACGUGUGGUUCAAACAAGAUUGAAGCCGUUUAUUUUUAUUUUUCUAUUUUUUUCAGUGUUUUAAAAAAUUUAAUCAGUAAAAUUAGCUGCCGGUCUUUAAGUUAAUUAACAUUUGAAAGAUAAACAAUUCAAUUUUAAGUAACAAAUUAAAUAAUGGACUAUCAAAGUAGACUAAAGAAAUUUGCUGUUGACCUUUUUAAAAUUGAUGGUAUCAAAUUUGGCGAAUAUAAAACGAAAGUGGGAUUGAUGACACCUGUUUAUUGCGAUUUAAGGGUUCUUAUCAGCUAUCCUAAGCUUUUGGAUUUUUUAGCCAACUUAAUAGCAGAUAAUUUACCAAAUCUAAAGUCUCAUGACUCUUUGUGUGGUGUGCCUUACACAGCCUUACCUAUUGCCACUGUGGUUUCAGUGAAAACUGGAAUUCCAAUGGUUAUGAGACGUCAAGAGAAAAAAUAUCAUGGAACUAAAAAGCUUAUAGAAGGCCACUUUAAUACUGGUGACAAGUGUCUUAUUGUUGAAGACGUUGUUACAUCUGGAAGCAGUAUUUUAGAAACUGUCAAGGACUUGAGAGAGGCAGGAUUAGAAUGUUCAGAGACAAUUGUUUUGUUAAAUCGAGAACAAGGUGGUGAAAAUCUUUUGAAAAAAUCUGGAAUAAAAAUGCAUGCACUGUUAACACUGACUACAUUAAUAAGCUUUUUGAAGGAAGAGGGAUGUGUUGAUGAUGUAACAGUAACAAAGGUACAAGAGUAUAUAAAAAGCAAUCAAGUUGAAGAUAAAGAAAUCCAAAGUAGGCUGAAACUGCAGUAUACUGACCGAAUUCCAUUCACAAAAAACCCAGUGGCUAAACGGCUUUUAAAAAUAAUCUCUGAAAAACAGUCCAAUUUGUGUUUAGCAGCUGAUGUUCUGACUGGAACAGAGCUUCUGAACUUGGCUGAAGAAGUUGGGCCAUAUAUUUGCAUUCUAAAAACGCAUAUUGAUAUUAUAGAGGACUUCAAUGAAAAUUUGACAAAACAUCUAAAAGAUAUAUCUCAAAGACAUAACUUUUUGUUGCUUGAAGAUCGAAAAUUUGCAGAUAUAGGGAAAGUUGUACAAUUGCAAUACACAAAAGGGGUUUUUAAGAUAUCAUCAUGGGCCAAAUUAAUAACACAACAUGCAAUAAUAGGACCGGGGGCUCUCCAAGCUGUAAAACAGAACUCGGAAGACUUGGGAGUGUUUUUAUUGACAGAAAUCAGUACCAAAGAUAAUUUAAUUAGCAGUUCGUAUACCAAGGCUGCAUUGGAAAUGGCAGAAGGAUUUUCACAUUUGAUAACUGGUAUCGUAUGUCAAAGUCCUUUGUUUCUGGAUAAACCAGGAUUCCUCCAGCUUACCCCUGGAGUGAAAUUGAAUUCCAUAGGAGACAGUUUGGGACAGCAAUACAGUUCUCCUGAAAAUGUGAUUCUAGAAAGGGGGGCUGACAUAGCUGUGGUGGGGAGAGGUAUCACCGAGGCAACAGAUAGGGCUCAAGCCGCAGAAAAGUACAGGAAUUUGUUGUGGGAGGCUUACCAGAAAAGAGUAGAAAUGUAAUUAUUAAUAAACUGUAUAGAAAAAACAGAUGGGAAAUAUCAUGGGAUAAACAUUCCAAUGAAUGUGAUAUUUAAGUUGUUUAUAUUUUUCAGAAAAUUUGUAUUACAUUUUAUAGAAUUUCCAUGAUGUUUGUAGUAAACUUAUUAACUGUUAGCUGUUAAGGAUGGAAAUAAUAUACUGUAGACAUUCUAAGUCGAAAUAGUAUUAAUAAAUAGAUUUUAUUAAUUGUA
Messenger RNA from Agrilus planipennis (emerald ash borer), 1802 nucleotides. RefSeq names its product uridine 5'-monophosphate synthase. Lineage: Eukaryota; Metazoa; Arthropoda; Insecta; Coleoptera; Buprestidae. The transcript has 3 exons. The record is from RefSeq and is a predicted model, not a curated record. The coding region runs from base 166 to 1572 and encodes 468 amino acids. Gene Ontology annotation, biological process: 'de novo' pyrimidine nucleobase biosynthetic process; 'de novo' UMP biosynthetic process. Gene Ontology annotation, molecular function: orotidine-5'-phosphate decarboxylase activity; orotate phosphoribosyltransferase activity.